CUGACUGUGAAAUGAUGAUGCACACGCAGAGGCAGAGCUCCAAAUCGAACCCCGUCUCGAUCCAAAAUCCCCGCAAAUCCAAUCCCACCUCCGAUCCGUCCGCCGUCCUCUCCUCACACCACGGGUUUGCGCCGCUGCAGGGACGACCAGGUACACUGCCCAGCCUCGCCCCCGUCCGCUGCCCUCCCACCGCCGCCUCGCAUUCACCGCCGUGCAGCCUGCCGGAAGGAGUGCGACCCCCUAGCCGGCGUCAAUGUCACGCCUCCAGCCCCGCUCCUCACGCGCCAACGAGCUGCUAGACGAAUUCAAAUAUCAUCUGGGCUCCGGGACGCUCUGGCCGGAGCUCGCGCACCAACUGUUCGACGAAUUGCUGCGCCAACCCGUCCCGGUUUCAGCGCGCGCACUCAACGGCUUGUUUGCUGCCCUCGCGGAUGCGCCGCCCUCGGCCAACUGCGCAGAUGGCCCUGCCCUAGCCAUCAAUCUCUUCAACCGCCACCGGAUAUCACCUAACAUUUACACCUACAACAUACUAAUUGAGUGCUGCCACAGAGCAUGCCGCCCAGACCUAGGGCCUGCCUUCUUCGGCCGCCUCCUCAAGACAGGCAUCACAAUGAGCGUCAUUACCUACAACAGCUUAUUCAAGUGCCUCUGUGACAUGAAGCGCACGGAGGAGGCUUCCGACGUGCUGCUCCACAGGAUGCCUGACGACCUGCCUGAUGUCAUCUCCUACUCAGUAAUUCUCAAGAGUUUCUGCGACAGUGGGAGGAGCCAGCGUGCGCUUGACCUGCUCCGGGUGAUGGCCAAAAAAGGUGGUGACUACUCUCCCAACGUGAUUUCAUACAACAUGGUAAUGGAUGGCUUUUUUAAGGAGGGUGAAGUAAGCAAAGCACGUGUUCUAUUCCACGAAAUGAUACAACAGGGGGUUGUGCCUACUGAGGUGACAUAUAGCUCCAUAAUCAAUGCGCUAUGCAAAGCAAGAGCAAUGGAUAAGGCGGAGGUGAUCCUUCGACAUAUGGUUCGUAGUGGUGUCCAACCACAUGAUAGGAUAUAUAAUACCCUGAUCCAUGGAUUUUUAACUUCAGGUCAGCUGAAAGAAGCCUUUAGGCUGUUGAAACUGAUGACAAGCCAAGGUGUUAUGCCAAGCGUUGUUACCUACAACUCACUCAUGACCUACCUUUGCAAGAAUGGAAGAUUCAAGGAAGCUGUAGAACUUUUUUAUUCAAUGGCUGUGAAGGGCCAAAAACCUAGUGUCGUCUCAUACUCUAUAAUACUCCAUGGGUACGCUAUAGAAGGAUCCCUUGUUAAAAUGAUUGAUCUCUGUGAGCUGAUGGCAAGAGACGGAGUUGUACCUAACCUCCAUUGUUUCAACAUACUGAUUAAUGCGUAUGCUAAGUAUGGCAUGAUGGACGUGGCCAUGCUUUUCUUCGAAGACAUGUUGAAGCAGGGUGUGAAGCCUAAUGAAUUCACUUAUUUAACUGUGAUAUCUGCGUUUUGCAAGAUGGGCAGGAUGGAUGAUGCGAUGGAAAAAUUCAGUGAGAUGAUUAAUAUGGGAGUACCACUUGACACAGAAGUUUACAUGUGCAUGGUUGAGGGUUAUUUGAAUCUUGGCGAUUCCAUGAAAGCCAAGGAAUUUAUUACCAAAAUGAAGAACAGGGAUGUUCAUCAUAGGCCACGGAAAGGUAAUUGAUGAACACACCAUCUUUGACUUGGUUACCCGUACUGGUGAGAGGCCUGAUCCUACUACAUUCACUAAAAUGAUCGAUGGAUAUUGCUUAUCGCCAAGAUGGAGAAUGCAUUCAGAGUACUUCAUGCUAUGAUAUCAGUUGGCGUGAGGGCUAUUGUUGUUACACAGCACUUAACUUACCAUGGUUACGCUCCCAUCUUCUUGAUAUGCUCUAGAUGUGUUGUUAUCCUGAUUGCUCCAGCGUGCACUAGAAUUAGAGAAGUGUGAAUCGAGCCUUAUGGUUGUUAGCUGCUGUUUAUCGGUAGUUGGAUAUAUUGCCUAGUUCGAAUUUCCUCAAGGCACUGCAGUAUUCAGGGUGGAUAGUGACCUGGCUGAUUAGGUGUUGCAUGCAUAAUUCCCUGUGUCUAUGUCUUAUGUAUACUUCAUAUAUCAUGGAUGAAAAGGGCAUUUUGUAGGCCUUGCAUGUUUGUGUCAUUCCAAAAAUGACCUAUUGAUAAGUUACAGUUGAGAGUUAUUGCUGUCUUUCGGGGAGUAAGAGAACAGAAGAAUUUCACUUCUCUGCUAUAAAUGAUUUCUAAAGUCCAAACACUACAAUUGGCCAUUGAUCAUGAAGCUUUAGCAUUUGCGCCAAAUGGUUACUAUGACGAUAUUAUUAGCUGAGUUCUUCUUCCUGGCAGCACCUUGCUGUGAUGAUGAUACUGUAUUAGCCAUUAUGCUUAUGCCUAUAUGUAUCAUUUCAGUUCAAGUUUGGCAUACUUGACUCAUAUGUUUUACACUCGCUGUUAAAAAAACCUGAUCUGCGUUUGAGCAAUGAAGACAUCAUGGUGUGGGUGUGGCAAUUAUUUGCACUGCUGCUGCCUCUGCAAUGGCUUUGAACUCCAUGUCAGCUCUUGGAUAGUAUGUGGGCUGUCCUCUGUGUGAAGUGCCUCUCCUUCCUUGCAAGGACGCUCUUGACAACAAGCUUUGCGCAGCAGAAGAGGUUCCUCAUUUCGCAGGCCUCGAUCCCCACCGUGCUUGGCUUCCAACCCCUCCUGAAUAAAAAUUCUUCCCACUCUGAUUCUAGAUCACCAUUCUUCCAUUCUGCAUUCUUCAGCUGCUUCUUUGACCGCAGUAUAC
This is a messenger RNA of Aegilops tauschii subsp. strangulata, 2800 nucleotides long. RefSeq lists its product as uncharacterized. The record is from RefSeq and is a predicted model, not a curated record. Gene Ontology annotation, molecular function: protein binding; mRNA binding. NCBI's taxonomy places the organism in Eukaryota, Viridiplantae, Streptophyta, Magnoliopsida, Poales, Poaceae.